Messenger RNA from Pseudogymnoascus destructans, 1175 nucleotides. It is a transcript of the gene CDC31, whose product is annotated as centrin. Gene Ontology annotation, cellular component: mitotic spindle pole body; half bridge of spindle pole body. Lineage: Eukaryota; Fungi; Ascomycota; Leotiomycetes; Thelebolales; Thelebolaceae. The record is from RefSeq and is a predicted model, not a curated record. Gene Ontology annotation, molecular function: microtubule binding; calcium ion binding. Gene Ontology annotation, biological process: spindle pole body duplication. The transcript has 3 exons. Bases 173 to 901 code for a protein of 242 amino acids.
CGGCGCGUCGGAGCCAAAGCUCCAAGCGCGUUCCUUGCCAUAUCCCCGUAAUUCCUCAGUCGAGUACCAUUAAAGACAUAUAAAAAUUCAGCCACUGCACAUUCCAGCACAACGUCAGACCCUCCCCGUGCCGUCUGCGACCACAUACACACCCUCUCAACGCGCCGACGCCAUGGCAUCCUCCCAGCACCCCUCCUUCCCCAUCCGCCCAUAUCCCUCCUCCAUCUCCGGUCCCUCCCAACAACCCCCCCAGUCCUCCACCCGCGGAAAGCCCCUCAGCUUCAGUCAAUCACACGCCCCCGCCGCCCGCGAGGCAGCGCGCAUCGAGCGCGACCGCCUCGAUCGCGAGCGCCAGCAAGUUGCGCAAAAAUCGUCCCAUGCGCAAUCGCAAGCGCCGAGCGCACUGUCGCAGUUAGCGGACGAGCAGCGCGACGAGGUGAAUGAGGCUUUCGCGCUGUUUGACUUGGAUAAGGAUGGCCUCAUCGACUACCACGAGUUCAAGGUUGCGCUCAAGGCGCUCGGUUUCGACCUGCCCAAACCGGAAUUACUGGACCUGCUCACCUCCCAUGGAAUAGCUCCGCCAUCAUACCAGGUGCCUCCAGGAUCGUCGGGGCAGCAUGUGGUUCCGGCGUCUAGGUUGCAUCUUACGCUCAAUUCGUUUCAGCAAAUCGCCUCUGAGCUGAUCCUGGCUCGGGACCCGCGCGACGAGAUCCUACGGGCGUUUGACCUCUUUGAUACGGAAGGGAAGGGCAUGAUAUCUUUGGACGAUUUACGGAGGGUAGCGCGGGAAUUAGGGGAGGGCUUGGAAGAGGAGGAAUUGUCGGCGAUGAUUGAGGAGUUUGAUCUUGAGGGGAAGGGAGGGGUGGGGAGAGAUGAGUUUAUUGGAAUUUGCAUGAACUGAUAUGGUAUUGGAAUGGGAUAAAAGGCACGGGGUCCACGGAUUGUGGACUUGCGGAUGGUGUUUGGAUGGUGUUUGUCACAUGGCUGUGGUUGGGCUGUGCCGUUUUUGAUAUGGGAUAUGACAGCGCGGAGUAUAAUGGCGCAGGAUUAUAUAUCUUCGGAGUGGCCUCAAGAGCUUGUUUUCUGGAUCUGAAUCUUAGGUAUGUAUGAUAGCCACCAGCGUAUAUAUCACCAAAAAUAUAUGCAAAAAGAUGGGUGCACCGGAUUCGAACCGA